UAGGACCCAAUUCAGGUUCAAAGUUUGCAGACAGCUCCGUAUAAGCUAGCUUCUUUAGAUAAAUUAAUUAUGAAUAGUACUACCAUUUAAAGAUCUAAACUCGGUGAAUGUGAUUAUUUUGCAGCAUAAUGGGUAAUACAGUUUCAGUGUUUACUGAUGAUCAGUUAGAAGCAUAUCAGGACUGUACAUUCUUUACCCGAAAAGAAAUUCUCAGAGUAUUCGAAAGGUUUCGAUCCGUUUCACCCAAUCGGGUGCCAAUAAAUAUGCGGGACGGCAAAUCGAGGAAAAUAAAAAUCCCGUAUCAAGAACUUGUUACUAUGACAGAAAUACGAGAAAAUCCAUUUUGUGAGCGGAUAUGUCAUGUGUUUUCUGAGGAUGGUUCUGGAGACAUGACGUUUGAUGACUUUCUGGACAUGUUUUCUGUUUUCUCAGAGGCUGCUCCAAGGGAUAUUAAAUGUGCUUAUGCCUUCAAGAUCUACGAUUUUGAUGGUGAUAAUUACCUUAGUCGGCAUGAUCUGAAAGAAACAUUGAAAUGUUUGACACGGGGUGAACUUACAGAUGAAGAAAUUUCCUUCGUUGUUGGAAAGGUUCUGGAAGAGGCUGAUCUGGACGAUGACAACAUGCUAUCAUACAUAGAAUUUGAACAUGUAAUAUCGCGGUCAUCCGACUUUCUAAAUACUUUCCAUAUUCGGAUUUGAGAGAGCUUUGGCAAACGCGCGGACUACGAACAUGAACGUUUAUUUGUAUUACAUUUACCACUUGUACUUACUUUGGGAGACAUGUAAAUUGCAGACUCAACGUCUUUUUUGUUACAAUAAAUGUACUGAAAUUAAUACACUAUGUAUAUAUGUAACACAAACGGCAUGUUUUGUUAGUAAGCUGUUUUGAUUUUGUUAAUACAGUUGUUGUUAAUAUUUGUGGUACUUACCAUACCGUAACAAUUUCAAAUAAAAUGUCAUUUAAACAUGUUCAUCAAAAGAUCGUAAAAUUAAAUUGUUAAAUUUGUCACAUAUUUUUCAAUUUAUAGUAUACAAAUAAAAGACACGUAUUAUCUCCACUUCAA
Molecule: messenger RNA, 1063 nt
Organism: Dreissena polymorpha
Lineage: Eukaryota; Metazoa; Mollusca; Bivalvia; Myida; Dreissenidae
Product: calcium and integrin-binding family member 3-like
Molecular function (GO): calcium ion binding
Source: RefSeq, a predicted model, not a curated record